This is a messenger RNA of Propithecus coquereli (Coquerel's sifaka), 2183 nucleotides long. RefSeq names its product ring finger protein 149 (gene RNF149). The record is from RefSeq and is a predicted model, not a curated record. The transcript is spliced from 6 exons. The coding region runs from base 126 to 1274 and encodes 382 amino acids. Lineage: Eukaryota; Metazoa; Chordata; Mammalia; Primates; Indriidae.
UCCGCGGCGAUUGGCGGGCGUUGGUGUCUCUGCGCUCUUCAGCGGCCUAGCACGCGCGGUCCCUCGGGGUCGCCUGCCCCGCGACCCCUGCCCCCAUCCCUUCUCGUCAGCCUGGCUGUGAGGCCAUGGCGUGGCAGCGGCGGCCCAAAGCCGGCGUCGGGGCUCACGGCGCGCUGGCGCUGCUAGCCCUGGCCCUGUGCACGCCCGGGGCCCGGGGCCGGGCGCUCGAGUGGUACUCGGCCGUGGUGGGCACCGAGUACGUGGCCCCGAAGACGAACCUGACGGUGUGGAGCGUCUCGGAGAGCGGCCGCUUCGGCGACAGCUCGCCCAAGGAGGGUGUGCAGGGCCUGGUCGGGGUCCCCCGCGCGCCCGACGGAGACCCCGAGGGCUGCGCGCCCGACACGAGCUUCGUAGUGCCCGGCUGCCGGGGGUCCGCGCCCUGGGUCGCCCUGGUGGCGCGCGGGGGCUGCACCUUCAAGGACAAGGUGUUGGUGGCGGCGCGGAAGAACGCCUCGGCUGUGGUCCUCUACAACGAGGAGCGCUACGGGAACCUCACGGCGUCCAUGUCGCACGCGGGAACAGGAAAUAUAGUGGUCAUUAUGGUUAGUUACCCAAAAGGAAGAGAAAUUUGGGAGCUGGUGCAAAAGGGAAUUCCAGUAAAGAUGACCAUAGGGAUUGGCACUCGUCAUGUACAGGAGUUCAUCAGCGGUCAGUCUGUGGUGUUUGUGGCCAUUGCCUUCAUCACCAUGAUGAUUAUCUCAUUAGCUUGGCUAAUAUUUUACUAUAUACAGCGUUUCCUAUAUGCUGGCUCACAGUUUGGAAUUCAGAGCCAUAGAAAAGAAACUAAGAAAGUUAUCGGCCAGCUUCCACUUCAUACUGUAAAGCAUGGAGAAAAGGUAAUAUUUUCGCAUAUUUUUCAUAGAAUAUGCAUUGACCCAUGGCUUUUGGAUCACCGAACGUGUCCAAUGUGUAAACUUGAUGUCAUCAAAGCCCUGAGAUAUUGGGGAGAGCCAGAGGACGUGCAGGAGACACCUGCUCCAGAAUCUCGCCCCGGCAGAGUUCUGGCUGCAAAUUUGAGUCUGACUGUAUCAGAUGAUGACAGAAGUGAUGGGGGCAGUCCGCCAUCGGCUCCCCCUGCUGAAUCUGAGCCACCCUGUGAUGCCAGCUUUAAAGGAGAUGCAGGUGAAAACACAGCACUACUAGAAGCCGGCAGGAGCGCCCCUCAGCAUGGAAGACCUGUCUUCGAACGCACUUGCUCACUGAAGUGUCCCUGACAGAACUUUGGCUUGAACUAAAGGACUUUAUUUUUUUACUUUUUCUUUUCUUUUUUUUUUUUACUUUAGCACAGUUUGUAUAUUUGAAAAUAAUGUACAUUAUUUUACCUUUCAGAUUCUGGUUUGAUAUACAGAGGGCUAAGAUAUUUUAUUCUUUUAGAGACUUUUUGAUUUGUCUUCAUAUAUUUAUCUACUAAAAUAUAGUAUUUACAAUAAACAAUGUUGUUUCAGACCGUUCUAAAGACAGCUAGGGAAGGCACUCUAAUGUAAAGGACGGGUGGUGGUUCUAAAUACUAGACUAGCUACUGCGGUACUGUGAAAACAAGAUUAAUUCUACUUCUCAAGGUUUUUAGACUAAGCACACCAGUUUUAAAGUAGUUGAAGUGGAGUUGUGUAAUUUGGUUCAAUAAUUGAUCACAUGGGCUUUCCCUGGAGGAAGGACAUUUUUAGAACUUAAAACUUAUAACUAAAAUAAGAAAUCUGCAGCUUUCUUGCACAUUUCUAACGUAUAUAGAGAUUUCAAAACCUGAGAACCCUUUUUCUUUGUUGUUUGGGAUUGUGAGAAAAGCACUAGAUGACUUCAGGAUUUACAUUUUUCCCUUUAUUACCUAAUUUCUGUGACACCUUAAUGGGGAGGGAAAUUUGUCCAUUUUUUCCUACAAAUAAAAAAAUUAAGAUUCUGUGUUGCACAUGAGCAUUAAGUUCUUCAUUGCCUUGUUAAAGGAAACUGAUUAGGCAUCCUGUGAUUUUUUUUUUAAUCAUGAAUAUAUUUUAUUGGUUCCAAUUGCAAUUUGAUCUUUAUGAUUUAAAGAGUAAUAAAUGGAGAAUUUUGAUUUUUGUUGUUAGCACAGAAUAAUCAGUUUUCUUGAUUAGUUUUUAAGCAAAAAAAAAAUUUUUUUUUUUUUUUUU